This is a messenger RNA of Mycena citricolor, 551 nucleotides long. NCBI's taxonomy places the organism in Eukaryota, Fungi, Basidiomycota, Agaricomycetes, Agaricales, Mycenaceae. The record is from the annotation of a GenBank genome assembly.
ACCCCCAGAUGGGCCCUGUGCAUCUCUCACUGGCGAAGGGAAAACCAUUCAAAUGCCCUUGGCUCGGUUGCCCAAACUCCUUCACACGGGAGUCCAACUGCCACCGACACCUCCAGUUGCACGUCCCACCUCGCUUCAGAUGUGAUCAAUGCGGCAAAUUUCUGAGUCGCCCCGACUCACUGAGGAGGCAUCAGAUUCUCAUGGCCUGCGGGAAACGAUCCCGCUUCGUGCGGAGGCGAGGCAAAAGAGAUUCGAGUGGGAGAAUGGGCAAGAAUUCUGUUUGGCCUCCAGCGGAAACUCAGAGAACGCAAGAGAGAGCCGAAAGCGAGAUACGGAGCCCACAGUCGCAAGAGCGUCACGGUAUGCCGACAUCGGGCUGAUCAAAGCCAUCUCCUCGCGGACCGCGCUGCUUGAUGGAUGGAACUCCGCUCUACGCAUGAAGAUGCAUGACUGAGGUGGCCAAUUGAAGAAGUUGAUGAGCAUGGAGUGUACCGUGAGCUAUGCACCGAAUGUACAACACGAAGAGGAUAUGCUGAGACUGUUUUGGAAAG